AUGACGAGGCUCGGCCAAUCAGAGGUCAGCCUGUAUGACGAGGCUCGGCCAAUCAGAGGAGUAGGCCCUGCACCUCCUGCAGGAGGAGGAGGCUCCUUCGCCUUCUACAGGAGGAGGCCCAGCACCUCCUGCAGGAGUAGGAGGCCCAGCACCUUCUACAGGAGGAGACCCAGCACCUCCUACAGGUGGAGGAGGCUCCUGCGCCUCUUACAGGUGAGGAGACCCAGCACCUCCUACAGGUGGAGGAGGCUCCUGCGCCUCUUACAGGUGAGGAGGCCCAGCACCUCCUACAGGUGGAGGAGGCUCCUGCGCCUCUUACAGGUGAGGAGGCCCAGCACCUCCUACAGGUGGAGGAGGCUCCUGCGCCUCUUACAGGUGAGGAGGCCCAGCACCUCCUACAGGUGGAGGAGGCUCCUGCGCCUCUUACAGGUGAGGAGGCCCAGCACCUCCUGCAGGAGGAGGUACUGCUCUAUAGUCCCCGCCCCCUCUAUAGGCCCUGCCCAUUGUCGGCAUUCUGUCUCGUGA
This is a messenger RNA of Knipowitschia caucasica, 525 nucleotides long. Lineage: Eukaryota; Metazoa; Chordata; Actinopteri; Gobiiformes; Gobiidae. The record is from the annotation of a GenBank genome assembly.